Thlaspi arvense is the source of this 1020-nucleotide messenger RNA. The record is from the annotation of a GenBank genome assembly. NCBI's taxonomy places the organism in Eukaryota, Viridiplantae, Streptophyta, Magnoliopsida, Brassicales, Brassicaceae.
AUGGGUGUGAAAUCGGUUUCUGGAAACUCUUCGGAUCGAGAAAGCUGGGACAAAGUUUUCAAGACUCUGGUCAAGAUUCUACAGUCGAAACAGGAACAGGUCGAAUCGCUUCUUAAAGACAGGAAGAUUAUCGAAGAUAAGAUCAAGGCUAAACACGAUAACUGGAUCUCUGAUGUUCGGAACUACGAGGAACAACUCUCUCUGGUGAAUAGAGAGAUUGAAACGAUGAAGAUGAUGCAGCUCGUUGAGACCUCUAAAUGCAAUCUCUUGUCUGGAUUGAAGGAAAGGGAUCUUUCUAUUUGCAAUUUGAAAUUAGAACCGACGGUGGACGAGUUAAGUGACUUCAAGGCUUGGUUUGAUUUCCUCACUCUGAAUACAAAUAAGGAAAGUGGCAACUCGGAAGCUGCGGAUGGUAAAUCAAUGGAAGAAGAAAUCAGAAAACUGAAGCUUGAGUAUGAGAAGCUUGCUUCUGAAAAGAAAUGUGAGGUAUCUGAUCUUCUACGGGAAAACGGGUUUGCUUGGAGUCAGUUCAAAUCCAUAGAAAGUGGGUUCAAUGAUAAGUUAAAGAGGAAAGAUGAGGAGAUUGCUCAAGCUAAUACGAAAAUUUCAAGUCUUUUAUCUUACGAAGAGCAGCUUCAGUCAUCUAGUCACGAGAAGGACAAGAUUAUCUCAAGAUUAAAGGCUAAGGUUGCUGAAAUGGAGACGGAUUCUACUAGGAAAGAUGAGGAGAUCUCAAAACUCUCACGGGAACUAGAGUCUUUGAAGAAGUCUCGUAGCUUUACACCGGUUCUAACUCGAUGCACAACACGUGACAAAGGUAGCAAUGGUAAUACUGUGGGAUCUCACGUAUCUACUAAGAAAGAGAAGUCUGCUGCAUCAACACCAAACUCAAAGGAAAUUAAUAUCUCGAAGCGGAAAAGAGCGGACAAGACACCAGUCUCAGUUUCAGAGAUACCAAAGCUGUUCACUUCAACAUUUAGAGUUCCCAAGUUAAAGCCUCCAUCUUCUGAAGCCAUAUAG